Molecule: messenger RNA, 1524 nt
Organism: Achroia grisella
Lineage: Eukaryota; Metazoa; Arthropoda; Insecta; Lepidoptera; Pyralidae
Product: pentatricopeptide repeat-containing protein 2, mitochondrial-like
Exons: 9
Coding region: 85-1209 (374 amino acids)
Biological process (GO): regulation of mRNA processing; mitochondrion organization; multicellular organism development
Cellular component (GO): mitochondrion
Molecular function (GO): RNA binding; protein binding
Source: RefSeq, a predicted model, not a curated record
UAAUCUUAAAAAAUACUUUUUUAACUGUUCUGAAUAAAUUUAUUGUUAUUAUUAACAUUAUUAAAUCGUAUUUAUAACAUAAAUAUGUCACUAUUUCUAAAUUCCGUGUUUCAUAGUUCAAAACAUAAUAAAUCUCUUUUUAGGUUAAUACAUAUUACACAAGUUAAUCAACUUUAUUCUCCAACUGCAUUGGGGAUAGAUGGCUAUCUACAAGCAAGAAAACGUACCAAAGAUCAAUUUGCAAAUUUCACAGACAAGUUCCGAUCAAAGAUAGAUGGUUUUGUUACUGAUCCUAAAAGUAUGAUAUUUACAGAGGAUUUAAAAAAUAUGGUGCAUAUGGCUGAACCAACAGAUUUAGAACUAUUGUUAAAUAUGAUUAAAAAAUUUAAUUCACAAUCUACUGAGUUUCGGUUUGGAUCUUUUGUAUUUGGUCCAGUGGUAAUGAGAAUGUUUCAUUUUCUGGAUGCACCAAGUGAAGCAAUAAAGUGUUUUGAGGAUCCCAGUAAUAGUGGUUUCUUUGAUCAGCUGGUAUCUUACCAUAUUCUACUUGAUUUACUUUAUAACCAUGAAAUGUAUGAUGAGAUGUACAAGGUUUUUGAGGUGGUAAAGGAAAAACAGCUUAACAUGACUAAAUUCCCAAAGUAUCCAGUUGUACUGAUUUUAGCAGCCUGCUACAAACAGAAUACUCCUCAGAGUCUGGAGUAUGCGUCGAACCUGUGGUCUGAAAUGACAAAUGUAGGCAAUGCACCACUGAGGAGAGCAUGUACAUUUUUUGCUGGACUGGCAUUGAAACAAGGCGCACCACAUAUUGCACUCGAGUCAAUAUCUGCACAAAAACAACAUUAUGUUACGGUUAGGAAUAUAAAGGCAAUGGCAUUAGCAGAUAUGGGCAGAUUAGACGAGGCACUGCGUGUGCUAAGAUCAGUUUUGAAUAUAGAUAUUCCAGAACAGAAAGACAAACAUACUUUCUUUGAGGAAACCGUGGAAAAAGUUCGCAAUGCUGUGGAAAAAUCAAGUAGCAAAGACAUCCAAAAAGAAUUUCAAAACAUUGUAACUGCAUUCGAGGAUAGAAAUCUUAUUGAUAAACAGACGUUAGACCAACUAAUAAACGCAGAAAUUACAAUCAAGAAACGUGACAGACUACCUUUCCAGCAGAAACGGUUACCUUUUGGACAUCGUCCGAAAAAUCGCAGUACAAAUUUAGCCUAGUUGAUAAAUAAUACAGUAUUGUAAUACGUAUAUGUAGUUUAGCUUAGUCUGAUACGUGGUUAGAUUGUUUGUUAUUUUUGCUUAGGAUACAUAAAUUUCAACAUUUUGUUUUGUACAUAAUAUUGUUUAUUCUAACGUAAUGAAUGCAAAAAUAAUAAUGGUACCUACUUUACAAAUGUUGUGUUCAUAAAUGACAGUUUAAUAUGUAUUCAUUCCAAGAUUGAUUUAUAAAAUACUACUUACUUCUCGGUUGUUUAUUUUUGAAGUGAACUAAUUUAUCUGUGUUACGUUGAAUGUAUUUAAAAUAAUAUAUUA